GUUUUGUUAUAUUCACAGCUGUUGUGGAUCUUUCAUAACCAAAUCUUGCUAGUUUCGGAAGAGUUUAGUAAUAGUUAAAAUCUUAACAGGAAAAUGAUUUUUUCACAUCGCGCUGGAUUAUGGAAGACACGAUGUAUGCCUCUAUAUCGGACGUAUAUUGCAACACCAACCAAAAAUGCCCAUGCGGCUGUCCAAAGAGAUACUUCUGGGGUAGAAAAUGAGGAAUAUUGGGUGGAACCGCAAUACCCCCAGAUUAAAGAUAAAUCGUUCAAAGGGCAAAAAGAAACCAAAGCCCUAGAAUGGCAGCAAGAAAUUCAAAAUGUUCCAACUGUGGAAGAAAAACUAAUCAAAAUAAAUAUGCCAAGAUAUUACGGUUACAAAGUCGUUCAGAUGAAUGAAGAACGAUUGCCCUACAAUUGCCUUCCAGCCAUUCAAUAUUAUACACGUACUCUUUUCGAGACAGUGGAUAAGGAAAAAGAGGAUGAAAAGUUAUCGUCAUAUGCGAAAUCCGCUACAGCAGCCGUAUUGGAUGCUUUAGAGUUUACCAACGACUAUUUCAGGCAAAAGUACAGAAACGCUUCCAAACAUGAUCCUGCUGAAAGGGAGCGAUUAUUCAGUCAAAUAAUAGUGGAACAAAUUAACAGAGCUUUGAUCAAUAAUCUGUCAACUGAAUUUUCGCAUUUGCAUGAAAUGGAAAUUGACUACAGUGCUAGGCAUGAGGCAUUUUGGGCAGUAGGAGGCAUCGAACCUCCAAAAAAUGUAGUUAAAUCGAAAGAGGGACAAGAAUGGCAAAAGGAUUUGGCUAAAGAACCUAUUGAUCGUUUCAUGCAAUACAAGGGUAGUCCUAUGUUGGUACUGAGACAUCGCCUGCAACUGCAACCAUGGAAAAACGAGAGCGAAUAUAUUAACCUUGAAUUGGCGAAGAAGGUUCCACGUUUUGAAUUCGACCCCAGAACACUAGGCUUCUCAACUGAACACCAGCACGGAACAAAUAUUCCGGGCUACUGGCCAAGCAAUACAAAUAGUUACGGAUUCAUUUCCUACCAAAGCAGGGCUACUUUGCAAAGGCGUCCAUCGAAUUAUGGGCAGGAAGACCAAGAAAAUGCUUUACACGCACACGCAAUACAGUCAAGUUUUGCUUGGCUUUUAGCACAAGCAAAUUAUUUUGGAUUUAAUACCUACUCGGAACUGACAUACCCAUUUAACUGUCAAACCAUUAUAACUUCUGGUAAGGAAUGGUCCUUUUAUGAAUACCAGUUGAACACAGUCUGCAUGCAUGGCAACCAAGUUAAUGAAAAUCCUAGAACAAAUAGUUGUAGAGGAACCAAAGAAAUGGAGCUCUACAAGGAAUUCGAUGAUAGUGGCAAAGUGGUGGGAUUUAACGAAGAAGUUCUAAAACAUUUAAUUCAAUGCUAUGUCAAAAACCCGAACGUUCAAGUGCCUGUGGAAGCACAAACACCAUAUUUGGAUAAAAAUAUAAAGCGAAUUGCUGACUAUACGAAUGAGGAAAAACGAACAUUCCUGGAGGAAGUAUACAAAUAUAUGUCUUCGAAUCGGCCGCGACAUCUAUCUUUGCCAGAAACGUAUAUGUGGGAAAAAAUAUACAAAAUCGACAAUAAAACACGACCACUAGAAGCCAGACGCCGUUUCUUUGAAGUUUUCGUUAACCCUUGGAAGCGCACCAUGGAUCAAUUCGACAAAGAAUAUAUACCGAAAGCUGUGCGCCCAGAAGGCCCAAAGAGUAAAAAGAAGUUUAAACCCACAUACUUCCCAUAAAAAAAUUUGCACUUACAUUGUUAAUUAAGAAAUCAGCGAUUUAUUAAUAAAUUCAAUAUAAAAUACCCACCCAA
Messenger RNA from Stomoxys calcitrans (stable fly), 1850 nucleotides. It is a transcript of the gene mRpS30, whose product is annotated as large ribosomal subunit protein mL65. The transcript is spliced from 3 exons. Gene Ontology annotation, cellular component: ribosome; mitochondrion; mitochondrial large ribosomal subunit. The record is from RefSeq and is a predicted model, not a curated record. Gene Ontology annotation, molecular function: structural constituent of ribosome. NCBI's taxonomy places the organism in Eukaryota, Metazoa, Arthropoda, Insecta, Diptera, Muscidae. The coding region runs from base 94 to 1776 and encodes 560 amino acids. Gene Ontology annotation, biological process: translation.